Propithecus coquereli (Coquerel's sifaka) is the source of this 3565-nucleotide messenger RNA. It is a transcript of the gene KIF5A, whose product is annotated as kinesin family member 5A. Gene Ontology annotation, molecular function: microtubule motor activity; microtubule binding; ATP binding. The coding region runs from base 263 to 3361 and encodes 1032 amino acids. Gene Ontology annotation, biological process: microtubule-based movement. The record is from RefSeq and is a predicted model, not a curated record. Lineage: Eukaryota; Metazoa; Chordata; Mammalia; Primates; Indriidae. The transcript has 29 exons.
GCGCUGCAGCGCAAGGGGCGGAGAGGCAGAGCGUCCAGAGAGGACCAGACGCCCAGGUCGCCUGCAUCCCGCUGCCGCAGGAGAGAGAAUCGCGCCCCGGCCCUGCUCCCCAGCCUUCGCCCGGGCCCCCUCAACUGCUUUCUCGGCCUCAGAGACCGAACACCUGUCCUCUGCCUCGGCCUCAGCUGAACGCCCCCUUUCUCCGGAGCACACACCACCCCUGCAGCCCAAGAAGUGCCCCAGCCUCGCGCCGGCGACUACCAUGGCGGAGACCAACAACGAAUGCAGCAUCAAGGUGCUCUGCCGAUUUCGGCCCCUGAACCAGGCUGAGAUUCUGCGGGGGGACAAGUUCAUCCCCAUUUUCCAAGGGGACGACAGCGUCGUUAUUGGGGGGAAGCCAUAUGUCUUUGACCGUGUAUUCCCCCCGAACACGACUCAGGAGCAAGUUUAUCAUGCAUGUGCCAUGCAGAUUGUCAAAGAUGUCCUUGCUGGCUACAAUGGCACCAUCUUUGCUUAUGGACAGACUUCCUCAGGGAAAACACAUACCAUGGAGGGAAAGCUGCACGACCCCCAGCUGAUGGGAAUCAUUCCUCGAAUUGCCAGAGACAUCUUCAACCACAUCUACUCGAUGGAUGAGAACCUCGAGUUCCACAUCAAGGUUUCUUACUUUGAGAUUUACCUGGACAAAAUUCGUGACCUUCUGGAUGUGACCAAGACAAACCUGUCUGUGCACGAGGACAAGAACCGGGUGCCAUUUGUCAAGGGUUGUACUGAACGCUUUGUUUCCAGCCCAGAGGAGAUUUUGGAUGUGAUUGAUGAGGGGAAAUCAAAUCGUCAUGUGGCUGUCACCAACAUGAAUGAACACAGCUCUCGGAGCCACAGCAUAUUCCUCAUCAAUAUCAAGCAGGAGAAUAUGGAAACUGAGCAGAAGCUCAGUGGAAAGCUGUAUCUGGUGGACCUGGCAGGGAGCGAGAAGGUCAGCAAGACUGGAGCAGAGGGAGCCGUGCUGGAUGAGGCAAAGAAUAUCAACAAGUCACUGUCAGCCCUGGGGAACGUGAUCUCCGCGCUGGCUGAAGGCACCAAAAGCUAUGUUCCAUACCGUGACAGCAAAAUGACCCGGAUUCUCCAGGACUCUCUGGGAGGAAACUGCAGGACAACUAUGUUCAUCUGCUGCUCACCGUCCAGUUACAACGAUGCAGAGACCAAGUCCACCCUGAUGUUUGGGCAGCGGGCAAAGACCAUUAAGAACACAGCGUCAGUGAAUCUGGAGUUGACUGCCGAGCAGUGGAAGAAGAAAUAUGAGAAGGAGAAGGAGAAGACGAAGGCCCAGAAGGAGACGAUUGCAAAGCUGGAGGCUGAGCUGAGCCGGUGGCGUAAUGGAGAGAAUGUGCCUGAGACAGAGCGCUUGGCUGGGGAGGAUGCAGGCUUGGGAGCCGAGCUCUGUGAGGAGACCCCUGUCAAUGACAACUCGUCCAUUGUGGUGCGCAUCGCGCCGGAGGAGCGGCAGAAAUAUGAGGAAGAGAUCCGCCGCCUCUACAAGCAGCUUGACGACAAGGAUGAUGAGAUCAACCAGCAGAGCCAGCUCAUAGAGAAGCUCAAGCAGCAGAUGCUGGACCAGGAGGAGCUCCUGGUGUCCACCCGAGGAGACAACGAGAAGGUCCAGCGGGAGCUGAGCCACCUGCAGUCGGAGAACGACGCCGCUAAGGAUGAGGUGAAGGAAGUGCUGCAGGCCCUGGAGGAGCUGGCGGUGAACUACGACCAGAAAUCCCAGGAGGUGGAGGAAAAGAGCCAGCAGAAUCAGCUUCUGGUGGAUGAGCUGUCUCAGAAGGUGGCCACCAUGCUAUCCCUGGAGUCCGAGUUGCAGCGGCUACAGGAGGUCAGUGGCCACCAGCGAAAACGAAUUGCUGAGGUGCUGAAUGGGCUGAUGAAGGACCUGAGCGAGUUCAGUGUCAUCGUGGGCAACGGGGAGAUUAAGCUGCCGGUAGAGAUCAGUGGGGCCAUCGAGGAGGAGUUCACUGUGGCCCGGCUCUACAUCAGCAAAAUCAAAUCGGAAGUCAAGUCUGUGGUCAAGCGGUGCCGGCAGCUGGAGAACCUCCAGGUGGAAUGUCAUCGCAAGAUGGAAGUGACUGGGCGGGAGCUCUCAUCCUGCCAGCUCCUCAUCUCCCAGCAUGAGGCCAAGAUCCGCUCGCUAACGGAAUACAUGCAGAGUGUGGAGCUAAAGAAGCGGCACCUGGAAGAGUCCUAUGACUCCCUGAGUGAUGAGCUGGCCAAGCUCCAGGCCCAGGAAACUGUGCAUGAAGUGGCCCUGAAGGACAAGGAGCCAGACACACAGGAUGCAGAUGAAGUGAAGAAGGCCCUGGAGCUGCAGAUGGAGAAUCACCGGGAGGCCCAUCACCGGCAGCUGGCCCGGCUCCGGGACGAGAUCAAUGAGAAGCAGAAGACCAUUGACGAGCUCAAAGACCUGAAUCAGAAGCUCCAGUUAGAGCUGGAGAAGCUCCAGGCUGACUACGAGAAGCUGAAGAACGAAGAACACGAGAAGAGUACCAAACUGCAGGAGCUGACAUUUCUGUACGAGCGACAUGAGCAGUCCAAGCAGGACCUCAAGGGUCUGGAGGAGACAGUUGCCCGGGAACUCCAGACCCUCCACAACCUUCGCAAGCUGUUCGUUCAAGACGUCACGACUCGAGUCAAGAAAAGUGCAGAAAUGGAGCCCGAGGACAGUGGGGGGAUUCACUCCCAAAAGCAGAAGAUUUCCUUUCUUGAGAACAACCUGGAACAGCUUACAAAGGUUCACAAACAGCUGGUACGUGACAAUGCAGAUCUGCGUUGUGAGCUUCCUAAAUUGGAAAAACGACUUAGGGCUACGGCUGAGAGAGUUAAGGCCCUGGAGGGUGCACUGAAGGAGGCCAAGGAGGGAGCCAUGAAGGACAAGCGCCGCUACCAGCAGGAGGUGGACCGCAUCAAGGAGGCUGUUCGCUACAAGAGCUCGGGCAAGCGGGGCCACUCUGCCCAGAUUGCCAAACCUGUGCGGCCUGGCCACUACCCUGCGUCUUCACCCACCAACCCCUAUGGCACGCGGAGCCCUGAGUGCAUCAGUUACACCAACAGCCUCUUCCAGAACUAUCAGAAUUUGUACCUGCAGCCCACACCUAGCUCCACCUCAGAUAUGUACUUUUCUAACUCCUGUACCAGCAGUGGAGCCACAUCUUCUGGAGGCCCCUUGGCUUCCUACCAGAAGGCCAACAUGGACAAUGGAAAUGCCACAGAUAUCAAUGACAAUAGGAGUGACCUACCAUGCGGCUACGAGGCUGAGGACCAGGCCAAGCUUUUCCCUCUCCACCAAGAGACAGCAGCCAGCUAAUCUCCCACACCAACUGCUGCAUACCUGCACUUUCAGUUUCUAAGAUGGCCUGAGGCCUCUUCUUUCAGCAUGCUGCAAACCUGUGGUCUCUGAUACUAACUCCCUCCCCAACCCCUGUUGUUCGACUGUACUACGUUUGAUGUCUUCUCUUACUCACUCUGUAUCUCUUUGUACUCUGUAUCUAUAUAUGAAAAGCUGCUGCUA